AUGAAAAGGUUCCUGGAUAAAGCAUCUGAAGGAGUUGUAUACUUCAGCGUUGGGUCAAAAGUCCCGGACCACCUGCUUGAUGAAGAAUACUUCAACAACUUUCUUACAGCGUUUAGUCGUCUACCACAAAAAGUAUUGUGGAAAACAAAACGCAACCUUCAAAAUCUGCCAAAAAAUAUAAUGACAUCGGAGUGGGUGCCCCAACAAGAUGUUCUGGCUCAUCCUAACAUGAAAGUGUUCAUGACUCAUGGAGGGAUAUUAAGUCAACAUGAAGUGAUCAGAGCUGGAGUUCCGGUAAUCUGCACUCCUUACUUCGCCGAUCAACACAUGAAUGCCAAGUUCUACGAGGAGAAAGGAAUUGGGGUCGUUCUACCUUUCAAAUCCUUAUCAGAAGAAACAAUCUUGUCAGCACUAAAAAAAGUUCUUGAUGAUCCCAAGUACAAGGACAACAUGUUGAAGAUGUCUAUGAUCUACCAGGACCGCCCUGUCAGUCCCACAGACACAGUCCUAUACUGGGUAGACUAUGUCAUGCGCCAUGCUGGUGCUAAGCAUCUUACACCAGCUGCAGCUGCAAUGCCCUUCUAUCAAGUUUAUCUACUGGAUGUAAUUGGACUUGUUUCUAUAGUACUUGUCACAACCUUAACAUGCAUUUAUGUUAUCAUCAAACGGAUUUUAGGACUGUUUACCAAUAAUGGACAGUUAAGUAGUCAAAGCAGAUUGAAAGGUGAAAGAAGUAAGAAACUGAACUAAAAGUUAGACUUUUACAGUCCAAGUAGCGACCGUUGCUUUUUGGUCUUCAGAAGAUGAUUGUGUUGUUGUUAAACUGGAAAUGAGUUGCAUCAAAUCCAUAUCAAGCUACAUUGCAUUGCAACAUCAGUUUGUUUAAAUUCAGUUGAAUACAGCUUAGUUGAACAGUAGAUUGAUUAGUCGUAGUUGAUGUGAGCCACCGACAGAUUGUACUGAUCUAACUUACCGAUAUAAAUUUCUGUAUGAAUACAGAAUGUUAAAUGUUUUUUCCAAUUCAAACUUAAUUGAUGGAACGACUUAUUUGGAGCUAUAGCAACUGUUAUGAUCCUUAAACUAAGUCAGGGACAAAAAACAACAGUAGGUAGAUUGAUUAGUCGUAGUUGAUGUGAGACACCGACAGAUUGUACUGAUCUAACUUACCGAUAUUAAUUUCUGUAUGGAUACAGAAUGUUAAAUGUUUUUUCCAAUUCAAACUUAAUUGAUGGAACGACUUAUUUGGAGCAACUGUUAUGAUCCUUAAACUAAGUCAGGGACAAAAAACAAGGUAGGAUAUAGAAUUUUUGACACUAGCGCAUUCUCUGACUGUCUCACAUAACUAAGUUCUUUUUAGUAAAAACCUUUCGACAGCUAGUCCAUAUAGAUGGGAUGUCUAGUUCUACUUCAGAAUCCAAGUUUGGAAUAAUUCAUGCCAAAUAUCUCAACUGAAUUUUUAUUACAUUUUUGUCACAAAGAUUUGUUAAAAAUGUGUCUUUUAAAAAAGGUUAGCAACACAAUUUUACAAACAGGACUCUAUUUGCUUGCAUUUGCAGCUGCCUUCUGUUUCAUUUUAAUGCAAAUUUUCAUUUGAAGUUGUGCAUUUUUGUGGAGGCUUUUAACUUAAAAUUAGGGACCCAUGCACAAUUUAGGCUUUUUAUUAGAUGUAAAUGUUUAAUU
Messenger RNA from Macrosteles quadrilineatus (aster leafhopper), 1680 nucleotides. Its product is annotated as UDP-glycosyltransferase UGT5-like. Lineage: Eukaryota; Metazoa; Arthropoda; Insecta; Hemiptera; Cicadellidae. The coding region runs from base 1 to 750 and encodes 249 amino acids. The transcript is spliced from 3 exons. Gene Ontology annotation, molecular function: UDP-glycosyltransferase activity. The record is from RefSeq and is a predicted model, not a curated record.